GUAGCACCGGCCUUUGUUGCCCGUGAUUCCCUAUCCUGAUGCCAUCUCCCCCCUGUCUCAGGACUGGGCCGGUUUUGGGUCCUGUGAGCAAGACAGCACAGAGCCAGACUGAACUAAUUGUGAACGAUGUGAUAUCGAAACCAAAUUUAUAUGAUGAAAACCCAGAUCUGGGUUUGAGAGAGAAGAAGAAGGCUGACGACAGUAGUAGCAAAAGGUUUGGCGUGAACGAUGACAAGAUUGAACAAGGCACUGUCACCUAGAGGAACGAAGAAGUGAUCGAGCGUCCACUCCAGAUCUGGGUUUGCAGAAGAAAGGGAAAGGAAAGGUGAAGGAGAGAGAGUGAAAGGGGAAGAAGAAAUUUUUUUUUUUCUG
Molecule: messenger RNA, 372 nt
Organism: Rubroshorea leprosula
Lineage: Eukaryota; Viridiplantae; Streptophyta; Magnoliopsida; Malvales; Dipterocarpaceae
Source: the annotation of a GenBank genome assembly